AUAUUUCAAGUUCUUGAAAUUUUUCCAGAAUUGAAAGCGCCACCUAUAUAUGCCAUGAUUUACCGAUCUUCCUUGAGGUUUCGCAGGAUUUUUGGGGAGGGAUGUAAAUUUCGUCGUGCGCCAUGUUGUAGGAUGUGUUGUUUUACUGUCAAAUGAUUGAAAAUUUGCAAUUUUAAUAAAGAAAAAUGGAUGAAACUAAAGUGAUUUAUCAUAUAGAUGACGAGGAAACCCCAUAUUUAGUGAAAAUACCAAUAUCACCUGAGAAAGUGACCUUAGCUGAUUUCAAAAAUGUGUUGAAUAGACCCAACUACAAAUUUUUCUUCAAGUCAAUGGACGAUGAUUUUGGGGUUGUUAAAGAAGAAAUUGUUGAUGAUACUGCACAUUUACCAUGUUUCAAUGGUAGAGUUGUUAGUUGGUUGGUAUCUGCUGAGGGUUCAAAUCAAUCAGAUGGCGGAUCACAAUGUACUGAUAGUAUCACGCAUCAGUCACCUGAGCAAAGACUGCCUCAACCUGCACCUGAUUGCACGGAUACCGAGAGUAUAAUAAGUUCAAGACAGGGUAGAAGACAUCACAAAUAUUCGUCCAGAAUCAAUGGACAUCUUCCAAGAGUAUACGAGACUGCCUCUAUUGUAAGUUCCGAUUUAGAAACGACCAGUUUUCAAUCUGAAACGACAGGUAGACACACAGCACUAUCGGAAUGUUCCAGUGUGAGUCGAUUGCAUGUGGCCGGACGAAAAAGACCUCAAAGAAGGAGAAAGCAAAGGCUACAGGCGAUGUCGAGGACAAGUUCUUAUUCAAGCAUAACGGACUCGACAAUGUCUCUCAAUAUCAUCACUGUAACGUUGAACAUGGACACUGUAAAUUUCUUGGGUAUAUCGAUAGUCGGACAGAGUAACAAAGGUGGUGACGGUGGUAUAUAUGUGGGAUCUAUAAUGAAGGGAGGUGCAGUAGCUUUAGAUGGCAGGAUAGAACCGGGCGAUAUGAUAUUGCAAGUGAACGAUGUCAAUUUUGAAAAUAUGUCGAACGACGAGGCUGUAAGGGUGCUGAGGGAAGUGGUACAAAAACCGGGGCCGAUAAAACUGGUGGUCGCAAAAUGUUGGGAUCCCAACCCGAAGGGAUACUUCACCAUACCGAGAACGGAACCAGUCAGACCAAUAGACCCAGGAGCUUGGGUGGCUCACACUGCGGCGGUCAGGGGGGACCCCGUGGUUCGUCCCCCCAGCAGUUCGACGGUGUCCAGCGCGUCCAUCACGAGCACGAUACCCGCCAACGAACGUGAGUGUCUUCUUGGUACCGACAUGGAAGAACCCCUAUACAUACAUUCCCCGAUGGCACAGGUGGUCCAGGCCAUGCAGCGUCCGGAUAGCGGUCUGGAGAUACGCGAUCGAAUGUGGCUGAAGAUAACGAUCCCCAACGCGUUCAUCGGCACCGACAUGAUAGAUUGGCUGUUGACGCACGUCGAGGGGUUCCACGAGAGGCGCGACGCGAGAAAGUACGCCUCGCAUCUGCUCAAAGCCGGCUUCAUCAGGCACACCGUCAACAAAAUCACUUUCUCCGAACAGUGCUACUACAUCUUCGGCGAUCUGUGUCAGGCGAUGUCCAACUUGAAGAUACAAGACAACGAUUCGGUCGGACCCCUGCCCAACGUGCCCAACUAUAUGCCGUACAGCGGCACUUAUAAUCCGCUGGAAUAUAUGCCGAUGCCGUUCUACACGGCCAGCGAGAACACCGUAUACGGUUACAAUAGGGAGGAAUCGGUUCUGAGUGGAAGCGGGGGCUCCUCGAACGGCUCCGACCCGCUCAAAGACGCCGCGGCCGGCCACAGCAGCGGCACCGACAGCGACAUAACCUCACUGGGACCGAGGAACAACCCUCCGAUGCCUUCGUCGGGCAACGGCAACGGCAGCUCGAACGGCUCGGACCAGAGCAGCGGCACAGCGGUCGCCGCCCAGUCCAAGGACAUAGCCGGUAGUAGACAAUCUUUUAAAAUCGCAAUGGGCAACCCAUGCGAGAUGUUUGUCGAUGUGAUGUAGUAGUAGACUGCGAUACCGCGGCGUUGAUCGGUUUCUGUUCUGCGCUUCCCCAAUAACAAUUGAAAAACAUGCCAGGGUGGGUGAGCUAUCAGAGGUUUAUGGAGAACUAAUCAAAAUUUUGUGGUGAAAAUUUGCACGUUGGGGUUUUCGACUAUGAACUAUCUCCCUGAAAGAUGCAACGCAGCUUCCGGUUA
Coccinella septempunctata (seven-spotted ladybird) is the source of this 2227-nucleotide messenger RNA. RefSeq names its product segment polarity protein dishevelled homolog DVL-3 (gene dsh). The coding region runs from base 186 to 2033 and encodes 615 amino acids. The transcript has 11 exons. Gene Ontology annotation, molecular function: frizzled binding. The record is from RefSeq and is a predicted model, not a curated record. Lineage: Eukaryota; Metazoa; Arthropoda; Insecta; Coleoptera; Coccinellidae. Gene Ontology annotation, cellular component: cytosol. Gene Ontology annotation, biological process: intracellular signal transduction; canonical Wnt signaling pathway.